GACGGUCCGGCUACCCCGUCGCGGGUCCUGGCCCCGCCCCUCCCCCCGGCCGCCGCGGCGGUGUUGUUGUGGUGGCGGCGGCGGCCGGCUGCAGCGGAGCUCGCCGAGUCUUACGAGGCUGGCCCUGCGCGUCGCUGCGGUGGGCUAGACUGGCCGGCGUGCCACAGGAUUUAUUUAUAUUUGGAAAUCAAGUGCAAUAUUAAAAGAAAAGCAAACCACACUACAUUAUUGGAAGCCAUUUCUGCUAAUUUUCUUAGAUUUUAAAAUUUAUGAUUUGAUUUGAAUACUAUCAUGGGAGGAGCUGUGAGUGCUGGGGAAGAUAAUGAUGACUUAAUUGAUAACUUAAAAGAAGCUCAGUAUAUUCGCACUGAAAGAGUGGAGCAAGCCUUCAGAGCAAUUGAUCGUGGAGAUUACUAUCUGGAAGGCUACAGAGACAAUGCUUAUAAAGACUUAGCCUGGAAACAUGGAAACAUACACUUGUCAGCACCUUGCAUUUAUUCUGAAGUUAUGGAGGCAUUGAAACUUCAACCAGGAUUGUCUUUUCUUAACCUGGGAAGUGGAACCGGAUAUUUAAGUACAAUGGUGGGCUUAAUUUUAGGUCCUUUUGGAAUAAAUCAUGGGAUUGAGCUUCAUUCAGAUGUGGUGGAAUAUGCCAAGGAAAAACUGGAGAGCUUCAUCAAAAAUAGUGAUAGCUUUGAUAAAUUUGAGUUCUGUGAACCUGCAUUUGUGGUUGGUAAUUGCCUCCAGAUAGCAUCUGACAGUCAUCAGUAUGAUCGAAUUUAUUGUGGUGCUGGAGUACAGAAAGACCAUGAAAACUACAUGAAAAUUUUACUGAAAGUGGGAGGCAUACUCGUCAUGCCUAUAGAAGAUCAGUUAACACAGAUUAUGCGAACUGGACAAAACACUUGGGAAAGUAAAAAUAUCCUUGCUGUUUCAUUUGCUCCACUUGUGCAGCCAAGUAAGAAUGAUAAUGGCAAGCCUGAUUCUGUGGGACUCCCCCCCUGUGCUGUCAGGAACCUGCAGGACUUGGCACGCAUUUAUAUUCGCCGCACACUUAGAAAUUUCAUCAAUGAUGAGAUGCAGGCCAAGGGAAUUCCCCAAAGGGCUCCACCCAAAAGGAAAAGAAAGAGAGUGAAACAGAGAAUUAACACGUAUGUCUUUGUGGGUAAUCAGCUUAUUCCUCAGCCUCUAGACAGUGAGGAGGAUGAGAAAAUGGAAGAAGAUCACAAGGAAGAGGAGGAGCGAGAGCACAGUGAAGCCAUGAAGCCAGAAGAACCUCCUCAGAAUUUACUGAGAGAGAAAAUCAUGAAGCUGCCCCUCCCUGAGUCUUUAAAAGCUUACUUGACGUAUUUUAGAGACAAAUAACUUAGAUUGAGAAGAAUGCCUACUGAUAAUUCCUUUAGUCUUGAACAUGUAGCAUUUGUUAGGAGUUAAAAGAAUUAUUUCUUUCAUCAGAGUGAAUUAUAGUGGGGGACAAAAGUAUAACUUGUUUCUGUCAGUAACAAAAAUGAUGUAUUCAGUCUUUAAAAAGAAUCCCUUUUAUAAAAUCUAUUUUUCUUUAAAUCUUGGGAAAAUGCUGUUUUAUCUCAGAGUGAUUUGAAAGUGGGGUGCAACUAUAGUCAAGACCUUGUGUCCUAUAAAUCCUUUUCUGACUCCUUACAGAUUUAUAGUGGUAAAGGUUAGAUGUAAUUUUAUAUAAGGUUUAAAUCAUUGUUAAGCAUAUAAAUCUGAUUUGAAUUCCAGUUAUUUGCAUUUCCUCUAUGAAAACUUUCUUAUAAGGAAAUCAGAUGCUUUGUAGACCUAUUUACCUUACUUUUGUUGCAAUCACUAUUUCUGAGUUGCUGUAGAUGUAUUCCGGGCAAUAUAUGAGUGCAAUAAUAAUGCAACAUAUCGAGUAAUUUAGCUUUAAAACACACACACACACACACACACACACACGUUUCAUGAAAUUUUACAGCCCUGCAAUUUUUGCUUUUGAAUCUGUUGCCAAAAGACCUGGGCGGGGGUGGGUGGGGAUAUCUGCUUCUCUCAUAGAGAUUUUUAAGAGCACAGCAAGUGAAUAUUAGAAAGUAUACACUUAAUACAACUCUUAGUUUGUAUGGACCCUUUAUAUUUUCAGUAUUUAAAGUUAAUGAGGUCAUCUUGACUCUUUCAAGAUUUUCAAGGUUUAUUAAGGAUCUUUUUUUUCUAUAGUUCACUAUAGAAAGUAUUUGGUUUAAGAGCUCCAGUGUUGUGUGUGACUCUUAGCAUAGACAGCGAGUGAGUGAGUGAAAUGAGCACGUGUGACUGCCACUUUGCUGGACAGCUCCGAGUUGCAGAGCUAGGGCAGGCGUGGACAGCAGAUGCACUUUAGUAAAUGGGACUUCAGUUUAUCUGAAUAUUUAUCUUUGACAAGGGAGGGCUGAGCUUACUGUAUUUGCUUUGGGUCUUUCUAGUAUAAGACAUAUUCACAGAAAUUGUUUGUAGACACCUUCUGUUUUGAAAAGCCGGUUCAGAACUACAGAGUAAACUUUGGGACCUACACCAUGCUCAUCUAACAACUCCUCAUACUUUUUAAUGUUUCUUUUGGCAAAAUUACAAUGGUUUUCAUUUUUUGCUUAAUAUCACAUACUUAAUGUACCCAUAUGUGAAUUUUGUUACAGCUUGUCAGUGAUAAAGUUGGCAGGAAGUGCCAUUAUGACUCUUUCUAGUAAAGCUUAUAAACAGUCAUGCCUUGCUAGGAAAGUAUACACUGUAACCUGCCACUUUAUGUUACACGGAUUACAUAUUUUUAAAGGGAAAAAUUUGAGGGUAUCACUUACUACCACCAGCAUCAUUAUUACAAUAAUUACUCAGAUUUACUUAAGGAAACCCAAUCAUUGUAUAGUAAAUGGAUUUUUAUUUCUCUACCAAGUUCAAAUACUGCUUCAAAAAUCUCAGCUCCAGUAAUUGUACACAUCUGAAAACAGGUGUUUGAAAUAAAUAAUGUAAGUAUGACAUCACUGCAGAUAAUUGAGGCUGUUUUAGUGAUGUGAAGGACAGUUUCAGGGAAAGUACUGCUUCCAGUGGCUGGGGAGUGGGUGGGGGCCUUUACAUUUUACGUAGAUGAUUAUCAAGCUGAUACUAAGAAAUGCCUCAUCAAGUUUCUGUCUAGGAAACAGUUUCAUAUCUGUUGGAAAUGGUCAUUUUAUUUUGAAUCAAGUGCUUGUUUGAGAAGUGUAGUUGUGAAUUUCUCCUGCCCACAUGUUUGUAUCUUGAAAUCCUGGGGAGACUUAGCCAUCUUUUCUCAUCCUUCUCCCCCCGAUUUUAUUGGAGCUGGUGUCCAGAUAUGUAAAAAUACAUGUUCUUAAAUAAUGGCUUCACUGUUUAGGAGAGAGUUUUUAUUAGGCAUAUAUUUGAAGAUUGACGUUUUCAUAAUGUCUUUCAUUCUCUCGACCUUGUUAAAGUGUACAGUAGAUUUUUCAUGAUCAUUGAAUACUUUUUGUCAUUGAAAUGUAUCUUUUGUGUUUUUAAAUGCAUUCAUUUUACCAUUGCGAUGUUAUCAUUGACUUUAAAAUAAAGAGGUAGAAAUCAAAAAGGAAAAUUCCUGUGAAAGCUUUCUUAUAUAUUAGAAUAUUUUGGGUUGAUGUUUAUUUUUAAUGAAUUCAUGUUUACUUGAGUAUGGAAAGUUUUUGUAAGUGGAGAAGAGCAAGUAAAGAUGAAGUAAAAAUGAAAAUGGUAAUAUAGUCUAGGAAUUCUACAGCCAGAUGAGACAAUAGAUAAUGUCUAAUUGAGGACUUUAUUUUGCAAAUGAAGAAGUGGGCCUCUGGAGAGGUGGCAUGUUUUGCCUUAGUCACACAGCUAGUUAGAGAUAGGGCCUGAUAUGAAUGCCAAGAAUUUGUCAGUGACACCGUAGCUGCCAAGAAGACUUUAAAUCUAUACAGCUUGUCGAUCAAACUAUUUGGUUCUAGUAUCAAUAAAGAAAAAUAUUAAAAUAGCAUACGUACAUAGUGGUUAAAAUAAAAUACAAAAAAAUGUGUUGAUUUCUAGCUGUGUGAGAUGGUGAAAGUGAAACAAAGCAUGUUAAAUCGUUGGAAGACUUGGAAAAAUAUUUUAAAUAAACAAUUGCAUAUAACUAAG
Molecule: messenger RNA, 4098 nt
Organism: Oryctolagus cuniculus (rabbit)
Lineage: Eukaryota; Metazoa; Chordata; Mammalia; Lagomorpha; Leporidae
Gene: PCMTD1
Product: protein-L-isoaspartate (D-aspartate) O-methyltransferase domain containing 1
Biological process (GO): protein modification process
Cellular component (GO): cytoplasm
Molecular function (GO): protein-L-isoaspartate (D-aspartate) O-methyltransferase activity
Source: RefSeq, a predicted model, not a curated record